AUGCACCGUUUCGCUGCAUUCAUGGCUCACAUGCCGGCAUUGAAUGUGCUACUGGAUGGACUACAGCGUCGUCGGCCAGCGGGUGUAAGUGCGCUGUGUGACAUACUCGAAGGUCGUGUCGCUGGAGCGGUAGGAUCACGUCCGCCGGCAAACUCUCCAGUUGUCGCUGAACUGAGUCUGAUCUGUCCGGUCUUUCGUACACGAAUGCGAGUUCCCGGUCGUAUCACUGGCUGCGAACACAUUGAGGCUUUCGAUAUGGAAGCGUUCCUUCGACGUGAAGUCCUCUGGCCUCGGCUCAAUUGUCCCAUAUGCGGACACAAGAGCCCCGCUGGCCUAGAUGGAUUGUGCAUCGACACGACCAUUUUGAAUGCCCUCCAUCUUGUACAUCCGUCGAUCGACAACAUUUUGGUACGCUCAGAUGGUUAUUGGCGAUUACCACCGCCAAUUUGUCUGGAUUUACCACCUGAUGUUGAUCAGUGGCAACCACUCAUAGGACCACUGACCGAGGUUGCAACUCAGGCAUUUCAAUCCUUGUUGCGGGGAUCAAUUCUGCGAGGACCGAUAUCAGUUAUUCAUUCGCAAAUGUCGCAUCCGUCGCAGCAGCAGCAGCAACAACAACACGUUUUGAGUUCCGAUAACAUUAACUCAACUGACGGAUCAAGCAGAAACCAGAUGGGUCCCCAAAAGUCAACGUCGUUGACACGAACGACCAGAACAAACAGUACAGCUUCGUCUUCCGGUGCACAGACUCCUUCUCUCACUCCGGGCAAAGAAAUAAUCGGUUCACCUCAAUGGUCUUCGUCCGGUCAUACAUCUGGAUCGCAGCCCAAUCAGGCAUUCUUUUUCUCAUCCGCAACAGCCCCUUCCGGGACAUUAGAUAAGACCGAAUAUAGUGCUGGAAAAAUCUCCCCGUUAGUCAUCCACGAGACUGAUUUUGGUCCCGGAUUUCGGUGUCAUUUUGUCCGUCGAGAACGGAGUCUUCUCUGUUCUGUUCAUGAAUUGUCCAACAAUGUUACAUCGCGUUCAUGCUACGGCGUUCCCGGGAAGCUACGCGCCCUGCGCUCUUCUAGUGGCUGCGGUGACAAAUGA
Messenger RNA from Echinostoma caproni, 1089 nucleotides. The record is from the annotation of a GenBank genome assembly. Lineage: Eukaryota; Metazoa; Platyhelminthes; Trematoda; Plagiorchiida; Echinostomatidae.